AUGACUGUGGAAUCUCCAGUGGAUUACGACAGCCUGGGCGAUGGCUCGGCCAAAAUCUUUGGCAUGGAGAAUUUUGGUAACACCUGUUAUUGUAAUUCUAUUUUACAAUGUUUAUACUACUCCAAGGCGUUUAGAGAAAAGAUUCUAGCAUUCCCACCAUCGAAUCUGGGUGAUUCGCCUCAUAGCCGUAACAAACGUACUUCGGUGGUCGGGUUGAACCCCCAUCCAUUUGCAGUCGAUCCUGCUGCUGCUUUGAAUCAGUCGGGUUUGAACGCUCAAGAACUGGCGGCUCUUCAGACCACUUUGGCUCAAAGUGCUGCUUCCGGUGUCACUGCCAGCACCAUUCACAACUCGGUUUCUUUACCUACUCACAUCGACUCUCCGACUGCAGCACAUAAUUCCGCCACCUCCAAUACCAAUGGAUCUAAUAACAAUGGUAGUGGAGGCAAGUCGGUCACUCGAAGAAUGUCGCUUUUUGGCAGAAAAGAUUCGCAUUCCAGUAACACAUCCAGUACCAAUGUUAGUCAUUCAUUGGACUCUCAUCAUAAUUCAUCCGGUAACAACGGCUUCUUUUCCGGGUCUGGCCCAUCAAUUGCCGGCUCUCCUGGUCCUGCUUCUUUCAUCAACGCUACCAAUUCUAGUACCAUGUUUAAUGGACAGUCUCUUGAUACAUCCGCUUCAAAAAAGCCUCCUUAUGAGGGACUUAAUGGAGUUCAACUGGGAUCAAGAUUCCCGGGCCAAAACAUCCCCGUUGUAGGAUACACCGAAGAUCCAUUUGCAACUCCUGAAACCCGUAAACGGGCUGCUCUUAUCAAGGGCCCUAUUAUUAACAUGGAUUUGUCCAUGUCUAAUGAUUACAGCAUGGACGAGUCCUUGUUCACCAGUUUAAAGGACCUGUUUGAGUCCAUGUCGGAAAACUCGUCACGAAUCGGUGUAGUAUCUCCGUCUAAACUGAUCGAGGUAUUGAAAAGAGAGAAUGAACUGUUCCGAUCGUCGAUGCACCAGGAUGCUCAUGAGUUCUUCAACUUUCUUCUCAAUGAAGUCAUUGAAAGUGUGGACAGAGUAGCUCCUAAAGUAGCUGCUGCUGAAGCCAAUGGGAUUGUCACCAAUGGCAACGGCAAUGGUACCAACAAAGGCCAUAGCGUUUCGUCUCAGUCGUCAGCAAUCUCAUCGACUUCACGAUGGGUUCAUGAGCUUUUCGAAGGUCUUUUGACCUCUGAAACAAAGUGUCUUACCUGUGAAACAGUUUCCCGGCGAGAUGAACAAUUUCUCGAUCUGUCAAUUGAUUUAGAGAGAAAUACGUCAAUUACUGCCUGUCUUCGUCAGUUUUCCGCUUCUGAAAUGCUCUGUGAACGAAACAAGUUCCACUGUGAUACUUGUGGCGGUCUUCAAGAAGCUGAGAAGAGAAUGAAAGUCAAGAAACUGCCGAAAAUUCUCGCCCUUCAUUUGAAGCGGUUCAAGUUCACCGAGGACAUGCAACGUAAUGUUAAGCUUUUCCACCGAGUGCUCUAUCCUAAACACUUUAGACUGUUUAACACCACCUUUGAUGCUGAGGAUCCCGACAAACUGUAUGAGUUGUGUGCUGUUGUUGUACACAUUGGAGGUGGUCCUUAUCACGGACACUAUGUAUCAGUUGUGAAGACCGAACAUAUGGGCUGGUUACUGUUUGACGACGAGAUGGUCGAGUCGGUGGAUCCAAACUAUGUAUUCAACUUUUUCGGCGAUAACAAGGGCAUGGCCACUGCAUAUGUUUUGUUUUACCAAGAAAUCUCUCCUUCAGAUAUGGAGAAGGAGAACCUUUAUGCCAAUGAUGACUUCACUGGAGCAGCUCAUGGUUCUGGUGUUUACGGAACUGCUGCUCCCAACACCGCUGCGUCGACAGUAGCUCCUACUGCCAACCCAUCAUUGAUCGAUGUUGUUAAUACCAAUGGAACGAACACCAAUGGCAACGUCAGCACCACGGCAAUUGCUGAGGAUGACGAGCGCAUCGAUCCUAUCCAAUCUAUCCAUCCCGGAAUCCGAUCUGCUGCCGGGCGUACCCCCUCAACCAGCUCACUUCCUGCCACAACAUCUGCCUCACCACGUGCCAUUCCCCAGCAACAACUUUUCCGUACCAAUACCACCACUGCUGCUGGCAAAGAGAACGAUCCCAGUCUGAUGUCUAUCAAGGAAGACGCCGGUCCCGUACCAGCCAUGCCACAAACGCGGUCUGCCAGUGUGUCCACCGCGGCGUCUGUGUCAUCCUCAGCACCCUCAACCAGUCCCGGCGGAUUCAAACUGCGAACCUCGUCCUUCGGCCGCAAAAUGUCCAAAAAGCGCAAAGACGGAGAAGACGUAUCAGCAAACACAUCCCAGCCCAGCACAUCCCCGACCUCGACACGCUCGCGAGGCCUGUCCUUCUCCUUCGGCAAAAAGUAG
Molecule: messenger RNA, 2418 nt
Organism: Sugiyamaella lignohabitans
Lineage: Eukaryota; Fungi; Ascomycota; Dipodascomycetes; Dipodascales; Trichomonascaceae
Gene: UBP13
Product: Ubp13p
Exons: 1
Coding region: 1-2418 (805 amino acids)
Biological process (GO): protein deubiquitination
Cellular component (GO): cytosol; nucleus
Molecular function (GO): cysteine-type endopeptidase activity; cysteine-type deubiquitinase activity
Source: RefSeq, a predicted model, not a curated record